GCCGAGUUCGCACCAGUUCGUCAAUGGCACUUGUGUCGUCAACAGAUGUGCCCUUCCACCGAUGGCGCUGAGGCCAGUCAUGCAUGGUUGGCCAAUCCCCGGAUCAGGCGGGAGCAAGAACAAAGCGGUUGCCAUCCCGAUCGCUCUGGUUCCCCGUUUUAACAUUCAUCAAGCUCGUGCUGCGUCUCUCAUAUCCAUCGCCCCAUGAACCCAAGACCGCUGCGUCGACGGCCUCCUUGCCAAGCCGAUUUUCCUGCUGUCAAAUUCGCAUAUCUCGCCAGCGCCGAUGGUGUCGACGAGAACUUGCUGGUGUUGUUCCACGGGCUGGGAGACAACCCGGCCAACUUCCUGAGCUUCGGUGCCAAGAUGCAACUGCCGCAAACAGCCUUGCUGGCCAUUCGGGGGCCAUCCCCAAUCCCAUACUUUGACGACGGCACUGGAUGGUUUCCGGCGUUUGAUCAACUUGGAGAAGAGAUCUCGUGGUCGUCGCCCCAAGCUUCCACCGGCGUCCAGAACACUCGCAAGUUGCUUGUCGAGUUCUUUCGAGCCUGUCUCAUCGAGAAAUCACCAGGCAGUGGGAUAGGAUGGCCCCCGGGUCAGAUCUUCUUGCUUGGAUUCGCGCAGGGAGGCACCAUUGCUCUGGAUCUGGCUCUCUGGGGCGAUCUCGAUGCACCUGGGCCUGGGCCUGCUCCAAUCCUAUGUGGUGGUGUGAUAUCGAUCGCCGGAGGGCUCUUUGACGCUGCAUCGUGCGUCCGAGCCAGUCUCCCCGUCGAACGCAGACAACUCUGGGCAUUAGUCACCAAAGACGACUCGAUCGACGCCUCCGUCGGCCUUGGAACACGGCAGCUGUCGAGGCUCAAGUCGCUUCUCGAGGACCAUGUUCAAGUCGAAGUGAUCAGCGGGAAACAGGGCAUCUCCAUGCCAAACAGCCAUGCCGAGAUGUCAAUGAUCUUCCAGUUUCUAGGAGCACAUCUGGCGUUGCGGAAUCUGAAGCUGGAGGCCAUGUCGGAUGUAGUCCAGAUCAACUAAGGCUCACCCAAGAACAAUAUAGAGUGAAUCCUGUUUGUUUCGAAACACAUCGCCCCACAUUAGACUGACGGAUCGCUGACAGAUCGAUGAGCGACUGCCGACCUGCAACUGCAACUGCAACUGCACCCGCC
Polychytrium aggregatum is the source of this 1160-nucleotide messenger RNA. RefSeq lists its product as uncharacterized. The record is from RefSeq and is a predicted model, not a curated record. NCBI's taxonomy places the organism in Eukaryota, Fungi, Chytridiomycota, Chytridiomycetes, Polychytriales. The transcript is spliced from 6 exons. The coding region runs from base 205 to 1029 and encodes 274 amino acids. Gene Ontology annotation, molecular function: hydrolase activity.